This is a messenger RNA of Hylaeus volcanicus, 2057 nucleotides long. RefSeq lists its product as uncharacterized. The coding region runs from base 230 to 1897 and encodes 555 amino acids. The record is from RefSeq and is a predicted model, not a curated record. Gene Ontology annotation, biological process: outer dynein arm assembly; cilium movement. The transcript has 11 exons. Gene Ontology annotation, cellular component: cilium. NCBI's taxonomy places the organism in Eukaryota, Metazoa, Arthropoda, Insecta, Hymenoptera, Colletidae.
CUUCCGAGUAGAUCGAUGUUGAAAAUCGAUCUUUUAUUAAAUUUUCUCAAAUUACUGUCAAGGUUCGAUAUGUACAUACAUCGUAUACAGACACGGUUCUGAGAUGCAAGAUAUCGAUUAUUCGAUAGUCGUGAAAUAAACGAUAACAUUCUAUUGUAUAACGAUCGGACGACUCGCGACGAGUAAUCCGUGAUAAAAACAAAUCGCAUUCGCGUGCUAUACUUGCGAAAUGUUUGCCAGUAAACGAGCCGAGAUAUCUCGUGGAAUAAAGGACGAAAGAUGGUCAACGAAAGACAAACUGGAGCAAUAUAGAGGGAUUCUAAAAUUGCAUGGUCGCGAAAAGAAGUUACGAACGCAAGACGCUACGAAACUAAAGAAGAGAAUAUCUUGGCAAUUGACUUUAUUCCGAGAGGACGUAAAGAGAUAUCGUCGAAUCGUAAGCGAAACGGUGAACGGAAUCGCGAAAACUCGUACGCACAGUUUGUUGCGAGAUCGGAAAGAUUUGCAGUUCAAGUGGCAUGGCUGCAAAGUAAAGUACAUUUACGACUCUAUUUACGAAGAGAAUCAUCGAAAACGUCGUCAACUGGAUAAACUUCGUUACGAGAAAAGAAACAAGAUGAAGCGAUGUUUCGAACUACAGUUGGAAUAUGCGGAACUAUACAACGACUACGCGCAAGAACAAGAAGAACCAUGGGCUCAGGAUCAAACGCAGCAACAACUCGUUACACGUUAUCAGCAAUCUACUGCGAAACAAAAUGCAGCAAAGGCUAUAAAUAUAACGUACGCUUCUAUGCUUGGAAUCUUAAAAAAGGAUGCUAUACACCACGAAGCACUGUUGAACGCGUUGAAACAAGAUCGGCGAAAUCAAUGCGAAAUAAUAUUCGAAGCAACGAUAAUGGGUCAACUCGCGGUCGAACAGUCGGAUGACAUCCGGUAUAAAUGUAAACAAAUUACUCGAAAAGUUUGGGAUAACAUGAAGGAAAGAGAACGUACGUUAACCCUCGCUCGCGGUCAGGUCCAAGACCUAUGGUCGUUUGCGCAAUCGUUGAUACGAACCGAAAGUGAAACAAUGUUCACCGUGGGAAUUGCGCGUGCUGCGAAUGCAUCGAACCCAACGCUAGAAAAGCAAAUCAAAUCUUUGGAAAAAAUAUUCGAUAAAGUUAAGGAAUCGCUACUUGUACGUUCUUAUCGAGAAUUGCUAUCCAGACUGGAGGACCAAACCAAACAAAGAACACGAUUGCUCGAGCAAUUUGAUCGUAACGUAAAAGAACGUGAAUCAUUGUUGAAUCAGAAGAACGACGCAUUGUCCACUCUCGCGGAAGUAAAACACACUCUUGUGGCAGGGGUGGAAGAAUACGACGCGGACAGAAAUAUUCUACUGGAACAAAUCGCGAUUCAAAAAGAACGCGAACUCGAGCACAGAAAGUCGAGGAAAGAUCAUGGUGAAUUAUUAAUGGAUAUCAGAGCUGCGUUACAAAGUAUGGUGGCCAUGUUGGUUUGCGUGAGAAGGGGAGGAGUUAAAAUGCUAAGAAAACAAACCGAUAAAAGGCCAACGAGGGACGAAAAAGGUGAUACGAAUGAAUUAGAGCUCCACUUACCCGUAAUAGAAAAAAUGGAAACGGAAGGUUUGGCGUUAUUAUCGACCGUAAGUCGAAAAGUAGGAGCACUGUUUGGUAUGAGUAACUUCGAAUUUGACAAAGAUAGAGAAGACAGAGCAAAAGAUUUAUAUCAAACUUACGUCUCCGACUAUCAUUCGAGAUUAAAGUUCGACAGCCAGAAAUUGGAGCCAACGGGUUUAUUUGUCGAGCAUGAAGCUAUCGAUUCUUCGAUACCAACACGUGCCGAGAUCAAGUUAAGAAGCAAACAAGCCGUAGAAACCUAUUUGCGACUAGAAUGAUGUCUUAAUCUUCUCAUUCAUCUGACAAAUCAUUAAAUAAUGGUAUGGAUUAAUUUAAGAAAAGUCUACCAAGCAAAUCUGGAUUGUCUUUCCUAUUAUAUACAUACACAAUUUGUUAACAAAACCCUUUGUAUCAUAUAUAGUAGUAGUAACUGUGCUA